AUGGUCAUCGCUGACUGCGCUAAUCAUCGUAUCAUCCAGUGGAAAAUCGGUGAUACGAAUGGGCAAGUACUUGCUGGCGGCUAUGGCAACGGAAAUCGAAUGGAUCAAUUGUUUUUUCCAAGCGAUGUAUUGAUAGACAACAAAACGAAUAGUCUGAUUAUCUGUGAUCGAGUAAAUCGACGAGUCUUACGAUGGUCUCGUUGUAGUGGCAUAACCCAAGGAGAAGUCCUCCUCGACAACAUCGCUUGUCGAGGAUUAGCCAUGGAUGAAGAGAGAUAUCUCUACAUCUCUGACACUGACAAUGAUGAAGUAAGACGAUAUCAAAUAGAAGAUAAAAUUGAAACUGUCGUAGUCGGUGGCCAUGGCAAAGGUGAUGAGCUCAAUCAACUUGACGAGCCGACCUACGUGUUUGUCGAUCGACAACAGAGUGUUUAUGUGUCAGACUGCAACAAUCAUCGUGUGGUGAAAUGGAAUAAAGACGUAACAGAAGGAAUUGUUGUCGCUGGAGGCCAUGGCGAAGGAGUAAGUCUGAGACAGUUGUGGUAUCCUCAAGGACUGUUCGUCGAUACGUCGGGUACUCUCUAUGUAGCGGAUUCGUGGAAUGAUCGAGUAAUGCGUUGGACUCAAGGAGCUAAGCAGGGCACGGUCAUCGUGGGAGGAAAUGGUGAAGGAGAACGAGCUAAUCAGUUGAACCGUCCUAUUGGUGUGUUCUUCGAUCAACAUGGUCAUCUCUAUGUCGUCGAUCGUAAUAAUUGCCGAGUCCAACACUUUUCAAUCGAGUAG
Molecule: messenger RNA, 783 nt
Organism: Rotaria sp. Silwood2
Lineage: Eukaryota; Metazoa; Rotifera; Eurotatoria; Philodinida; Philodinidae
Source: the annotation of a GenBank genome assembly